AUGGACAGAAUUAGCAGAGCAUUUAAAAUGCUGCAUAUUUUAAAUAACCAACAAAGGGAGAAAAUACAUAGUUUACGACGAUGUGUCGUGAAGAAACCUAAACUUCAGCAUGGUAAUGACUCCGAUUUUAUUUUGUCAGAUUCAGAGACGGAAGAAAUUGUGGAACCGAAAUUAACCAGAAAAAGUUUAAAUAAAAUUAAGAUUAUUAAUGACAUUACUUUGGGAGCUGCAAAGGUUGUUCCUGAAGAAUCUGAUUCCAAAGGUGAUCCAAAGGUGAAGAAGAAGCCUAGCAAUGAAAAAGAAAAAGAAAAAGAAAACGAAAAAGAAAAAGAAAAAGAAAAAGAAAAAGAAAAAGAAAAAGAAAAAGAAAAAGAAAAAGAAAAAGAAAAAGAAAAAGAAAAAGAAAAAGAAAAAGAAAAAGAAAAAGAAAAAGAAAAAGAAAAAGAAAAAGAAAAAGAAAAAGAAAAAGAAAAAGAAAAAGAAAAAGAAAAAGAAAAAGAAAAAGAAAAAGAAAAAGAAAAAGAAAAAGGAAAAAGAAAAAGAAAAAGAAAAAGAAAAAGAAAAAGAAAAAGAAAAAGAAAAAGAAAAAGAAAAAGAAAAAGAAAAAGAAAAAAGAAAAAGAAAAAGAAAAAGAAAAAGAAAAAGAAAAAGAAAAAGACAAAGAAAAAGAAAAAGAAAAUGAAAAAGAAAAAGAAAAAGAAAAAGAAAAAGAAAAAGAAAAAGAAAAAGCAAAAGAAAAGGAAAAAGAAAAAGAAAAAGAAAAAGAAAAAGAAAAAGAAAAAGAAAAAGAAAAAGAAAAAGAAAAAGAAAAAGAAAAAGAAAAAGAAAAAGAAAAAGAAAAAAAAAAGAAAAAGAAAAAGAAAAAGAAAAAGAAAAAGAAAAAGAAAAAGAAAAAGAAAAAGAUAA
Molecule: messenger RNA, 906 nt
Organism: Diabrotica balteata
Lineage: Eukaryota; Metazoa; Arthropoda; Insecta; Coleoptera; Chrysomelidae
Source: the annotation of a GenBank genome assembly